CAAAGUAAAAACACACCCACACUCUCUCACACACACACGCACACACACGUAUACACACACAAAGUAAAAACACAUCCACUUUCUCUCACACACACACACGUACACACACAAAGUAAAAACACACACACUCUCUCGCACACACACCUGCACACACACACACGUACACACACAAAGUAAAAACACACACACCCACUCUCACACACACACACACCUGCACGCACACACACACGCGCACACACACACGGGCUCGUUAGGCAGGGUUGGAGACCUGUGUGUGUGUGUGAACGGGGCGGCCCAUGAUAUCCGCAGUCGUCGCCGGUGCUUCGGAGUGCCGUGGAGGGUGAGGACAUGUUAGGAUGGGUUGGGAAGUUCCUAGAAAUUGGCUCCGUCUCUUGCUGGUGGUGACGUGCAUAUACGAGCGGCAGGGGGCCGUGCCCGGCACCGCUGCGCUGGGCGCGAGCGCCAUCUGCGUGCGCCUGGCGGGGCUCUCCCCGCGCCAGAGGGCCGCGUGCGCGCGCCGGCCACGCGCCGUGGUGGCCGCGGGCCUCGGGGUGGAGGCGGCCGCCGCCGAGUGCUCGCGCCUCUUCCGCGAGCAGCGCUGGAACUGCACGGGCAUCGGCGGGGCCGCGGGGAUGAUGGGCAGGAGGAUGCCCGUCGGGUGCCGCGAGGCCGCCUUCCUCCACGCCCUCACGGCCGCCGCCGUCGCCCACGCCGUGACGGCGGCGUGCAGCCGCGGGAGCCUCGGCGGCUGCGGCUGCGACGCCACCAAGGAGGGGCUGGCCACGCCGCAUGGCCACGGCGGGGCUAACGGGGCCGUGGGCGGGGCUAACAGGAUUGUGGGCGGUGCUAACAGGAUCGUGGGCGGGGAUUACGGGACAGUAGGCGGAGCUUACCGGAGCAACACGGCGGUGGGCGGGGCUCACGGAGCGUGGGGCGGAACCCACGAGCGAAUGGGCGGAGUCAGCGGAACGGCGGGGAGGGGUCAGGGGGCGGUGGGCGGAGCUAACGGCGUGGGGGGCGGGCUCUGGAAGGACGAAGGGUCGUGGCGGUGGGGCGGCUGCUCGGCGGACGUGGAGCACGGCGUGGAGUUCUCGCGAGAGUUCGUGGACGCGGGAGAGGCGGCGCACGAGGCGCGCGCGCUCAUGAACCUGCACAACCAUGGGGCGGGGCGCGAGGCUUUGCGCAGGGCGACCACCCUGCACUGUCGCUGCCACGGCAUCUCGGGCUCCUGCUCGGCCCGCACCUGCUGGGCCCUCCUGCCACCGCUCCGCGAGGUCGCCCUGCGACUCAAGGCCAAGUUGAAGACGGCGCGGGCCGUGGAGGCCGUCCUGGCCACCCGGCACCGGCGUCCCGUGUUCCUCCACCUCAAGCGGCCUGACAGCAGCAGCAGCGGAGAUGCGAAAAGCUGGAAGCCCCGCAAGCCCACCAAGGAGGAGCUGGUCUUCCUGGAUAAGUCGCCCGACUUCUGCGAGGAGGACGCGCGUGCCGGCGUGGCGGGCACGACGGGGCGCCGGUGCCAGCGUCGGCCCGGAGCCGGGGGCUGCGAGAUUUUGUGCUGCGGUCGGGGAUACAACACGGUGCUGCUCCAUCAGCACCACGUGGGCGAUGAUGAUGAUGACGUGGACGAUGAUGAUGAUGACGACGGCUUGACUAGGGACGGCGAUGAUGGUGGUGGUGGUGGUCGCGCUGCGAAGGGCAGGUGCAACUGCACCUUCCACUGGUGCUGUCAUGUCAGCUGCUCCGCUUGUGCGCGACACCAGCAGCAGCAGCGUUGGCGUCGUCGCAGACGCACGGAGGUCCACACCUGUAAGUAGGUGGUGCCGCCACGGUGGGGAGAGAGCAGGGGAGAGCGUGAGCUGUGAUGAUGGUGGUGGUGAUUAUGGCGGUGGUGAAGGUUGUUGUGAUGGUGCUGAUGAUGAUGGGUAAUUUAUGACAGUGAUGGUGAAGAUGAUGGAAAUCACAGUGGCUGGUGACAUUGGUAAUGAUGAUGGCAGUGGUGUUGGUUGAGAUUAAAACGAUGAUCGGCAAUUGAUGGUUAUGAUGACGCUGGUAGUGAUGAUAAAAGAUUUUGGUCGUUGUAAUAGUGGUGGUGAUGAUGAUGAUGAAAGUGAUGGAUAUUGGGAUGGUCUUAUGUGAUCAUAGUGGUGGUGGUGGUGCUAAUGACGAGAAGAUCAUAGUGGUGAUGGUCAAGUUAGUGAUGAUGGUAACAAUGAUAAUUGUGUUGGCGAUGAAGGUUGUGGUAUUACAGCUGCUGCUGCUGUUGAUGAUGAUAAGUACGGUUGCAAGAUAAUGUGAGAGUGGAGUUAACGCACGUGCAGCACAUUUGGGAUUGGAUAUCAGUGGCGAGGCAAUAGCUAAAGACGCAAGCCAACCGACAGCUCUGUAGCUGCACUGUGUCCUGUGCUGACCCACACGAAGCUUUGUCAAUAAAUAAAAA
Messenger RNA from Lethenteron reissneri (Far Eastern brook lamprey), 2437 nucleotides. RefSeq names its product protein Wnt-7a-like. Lineage: Eukaryota; Metazoa; Chordata; Hyperoartia; Petromyzontiformes; Petromyzontidae. The record is from RefSeq and is a predicted model, not a curated record. Gene Ontology annotation, molecular function: cytokine activity; frizzled binding. Gene Ontology annotation, cellular component: extracellular region. Gene Ontology annotation, biological process: positive regulation of JNK cascade; neuron differentiation; cell fate commitment.